This is a messenger RNA of Micropterus salmoides (largemouth bass), 786 nucleotides long. Its product is annotated as zinc finger protein ZIC 4-like. Gene Ontology annotation, biological process: regulation of transcription by RNA polymerase II; central nervous system development. Gene Ontology annotation, molecular function: DNA-binding transcription factor activity, RNA polymerase II-specific; RNA polymerase II cis-regulatory region sequence-specific DNA binding. The record is from RefSeq and is a predicted model, not a curated record. The transcript has a single exon. Bases 213 to 749 code for a protein of 178 amino acids. NCBI's taxonomy places the organism in Eukaryota, Metazoa, Chordata, Actinopteri, Centrarchiformes, Centrarchidae. Gene Ontology annotation, cellular component: nucleus.
CAGUAAAUAAAAGCAUGGAGGCUCUGACUCUCGGGAUCUAACACCGAGCAGCGGGGGGUAAAGACACUGCCGCAUGCGCUCUCCCUUUCACCAAAACACACAGGAAGGACGCAGGCCAGCGGCGGACGCUUUGCCAGUUGGAUUGAAGUCAUUUUACGUGGAAGAGAGGAUUGUAGUUGGCGACCGGAGCGGGGCAGCCCGCCGUGCUGAGCAUGAAGCGGACGGCUGUAGUGGCCAGGCACAAUGGCCUCGUCUCUCCGCUGGGGAACAACAACUCCGGGGCUUCGAGCAUCGUCUCACCACCACAGCCGAGAGCCACUAGCAUCUCCGCUUCUGCCGACAGCGGUGUCGUCGGUGGGAUGGACGGCCUACUGGAUUUCUCCAAAGGCCCCACCGUCAAAACUGAACUGGUCUGCAAAUGGAUUGACCGAACUUCUUCGAGACAGAGGCUUGGGCGGACGGCGACAUCCGUCUGCGACCAAACUUUCAGCUCCAUGCACGAGCUGGUGGACCACGUCACCACCGAGCAUGUAGCGGCGGGUCUCGAGACCCUCAGUCACGUCUGCAUGUGGGACGAGUGUAUGCGCGGCGGGAAGGCGUUCAAAGCCAAAUACAAACUCAUCAACCACAUUCGCGUGCACACCGGGGAGAAGCCCUUUUCCUGCGCAUUUCCCAACUGCGGCAAGAUGUUCGCACGCUCCGAGAACCUCAAGAUCCACACGCGCACGCACACUGGUAGGGUUUCAUGAUUCUCUUGACUACACACACAGCGCUGCGACACACUCA